ACUUUUCGCAGAACAUGCUUGAACGUGAAACGUAGGGAUAAUAUGUCGUACAUUAAACCUUUAAAGUCAGUUUUUACAUGCUGAUUAAAGAAUAUUACGAGAAGAAAACUUGAAAACUUAUAAAUAAUUUGAAAAGGUGUUAGCCACAAACCGUAACAUUUGUCUACUUUAUUCAGAAAUCAACAGGAAUCGAAAAUCGUGACAUAAUAUUUUUCUUCUAGAAGGUGAGUUAGUGAAUAGGCCUGCAAUCUUUUUUAAAGAAAAAUGCAAUUAUUCCUCUGUAAAUAGCUGACAGGGGAGACACCCUUCCGAUAAUAGAUAAAGAGAUCAAGCUUUGCUGUCUCUAUUCAAAAAUAGGAUAAAUAAGGAUAAAUAUUAUCCAUAAGUAUGUCAUACGAAGUAAGAAUAGUUAAAAUUUCUGUUAUUUUUAUUCACCUAUUGGUAUUUUGUUGGGGAAAUUGGAACGACACAGACUGCAAUCCCAAAUGGGAAAUGACGCCAAAUGUUGGCGAAUUUAAAUGUUAUAAACUAUAUACAAACUCUUCUGCCUUUACAUGGGAGAAAGCAAGAGAAUAUUGCGCUAGUCAAAACGGUCGCUUAGCUGCAGUAAAAAAUGAAGAACAGCGCAAUUUUCUAACUCAUAUGCUUCUUAGUGAAAACGUUACCGAAGGAACUGAAGUGUGGUUGGGAGGUUUCGCAGCGCAAGUAGACUGGAAAUGGAUUGACGGCACAAAAGUGGAGGACAAUUCAUAUAAGAAUUGGGAAGGAUUGAAUAGCGAUGGUUUUGGAAAAUCUUGUGUCUCUCUAUUACCGUAUUACCAAACUCAUGACCAUCUACAACAUUUAGCGGGAAAGUGGAGACUUACAAGUUGUAGUUUUCGAAUAGGUUCCUUGUGUGAAUAUAAAAAAAGCUCAGAGGGAUAUAGCGAUUGUCAAAAAAAUGUGAAGGCGAGUUUUACAAGAAACGAUAUCUGUUAUGAGAUGAAUAUUGAUAAAACAAUAAAUUAUUAUGAAGCUAUAGAAGAUUGUGAAAAGAAUGAUGGGCAGUUGGCAAAAAUUACUUCCCAAGAGUGGACUAACGCUUUUAUCGAGAAAAGUAACGAGACUUUUAACCUUCCUAUUCCAAGAGAGCCUAUAUGGAUUGGACUAUCAAAAGCAGUUUGGAAAUGGGAUAUCGCAAAAGGAGAAGAUGUGAUAAAUAAAUUCUUCUGGGCUCCAAAUCAUCCUAAAGAUCAACGUUUGGUCAAUGUAAUAACAAAUGGUAACAUAUCAAUGUGGGUCACAAAGAGUAUAGCUGAUACUUCAAACAAUUUUGUCUGUGAAUUUAACCGAAAGAAUCCCCUCUGGACAGAACCACCAUCAACAGCAGUUGUUACUACUAUAUAUUUAAAUACAACGGCUGAAACAGCUCCACCAGAACAAACAGAAAAUUCAAGUAAUCCUUUGGGAUUAGGCGCAGUUCUCGGUAUAACUGCUGGAGGAAGUGUUGUAUUAUUUACAAUAAUCGGAAUUGCCAUCUACUUUUGGAGGCGAAUGUCGAAAGUGAGUAAAGAAGAAGAAAAGAAAUAUCCAAAGAAGGAUAAACCUUUACCUGUACCUCCACCAACAGAUACCCCUGAUACAAAGAAUAAUCCCAUAUCAAUUAUUACAACCCCUACAUUAAACCCACCACCUGAAGAUGUGGUGGCUGAUUAUGUCAAUAUAUCUAAAGAGAUUUCAGCUACCGAUAAUCUUUCAUCAAUUCCCCCAGUAAUUCCUCCAAGGAGUAAUUUAACAACGGAUAAUGUUCAAAGUCACAAUUCAAAUUUUAACCAGGUACUGUUAAGUAACUGGGGAAGUAAAAAUGGUUCAACAGUAGAUGGACAAUCGGUGAAUGGGCCUCCUGCUCUUACCUUGGAAAAAGUCAUAGUAAGGACUCAACCUCCACCUGCUUCCUCUUCUAGCAUUCCUGAUCCUCCACCUAUUGCCUCUCAUUCCAUACCUGAUCCUCCUCAUCCACAUCCUCCCCCUCCUCCUCCUCCUCCUCCUACUGAGAAUGCUGCAGCUCCUGAGAAAAAGCCGAAACCAAAAAAAAAUAAAAAAGAAAAGUAUCGACAGCCGGAUGCUGCACCAACUCCUAUUAUUAAAAACUCUGGUAGAGGUGCUCCACAACCUCCUCCAAUACCUCCAAAAGAUUUUUUGACUGGUAUGCCUCAAACAGAUCUUAAAUCAAAGUGGAAUUUAACAAGUCCAAAUAUAACAUUACCUCCACCCAUUCCCCCAAACCCCCCUCACUACAACGGAAAGGGCGUGGACAUAAGAAAAGAAGAUAGUGAUCAGUGGUUAUGGCUAGAGGGUGAGAACCCUCCUAACGUAGUUGUUUUCCCAAAACGCGAACAUUUUCCAUGA
This is a messenger RNA of Dimorphilus gyrociliatus, 2388 nucleotides long. The record is from the annotation of a GenBank genome assembly. NCBI's taxonomy places the organism in Eukaryota, Metazoa, Annelida, Polychaeta, Dinophilidae.